AUGAAACGAAGAAAAACCAGCAUCCCUCUCCCGGCUCCCGUUGACACAUCCCCGGCGUCUCAGGUGCCAGAUGAAGGCCCCGGACCGUCCUGCCAUCCCUCCCUCGUCCCCGCGUCGCUAUCAUGCCACUAUCAGCCUCCAUGUUGGUCUGGGAAGUGAUAACAUCGGAGCAGCUCGCCGCCGCCGGGACGCACGCCGCGGGGCCCCUCCCUCCCGCCGCCCGCCGCCAACUGCCCGCCACCCGCCGCCACUCGUUACUGUGGCAGCCAAUGGGCGUGGCCUCGGCUCCCCAUUGGCCCGCCGGCUAUUAAAUUCCCGUUCGUGUCCGUGGCUGGCCGCUGAGUGGUGGAGGCGGCGAGGGGGGCGUGGCCUGGAUGUGCAAAAUGCCGGAGUGGUCUUGAGCGCAGAUCUUGUGUGUGUUGGGCAUUUUGGAUAAAUAAAUGGACUCUAAUUGAGCGGCUCAGUGUUGUCAGGGAGGUGGCCGGCCUGUGGUGCGGGGCGUGUGUGUGCCACCUCACUACAGCCCCGACGGCGCCUUGCUCAGGUCUCCGCCGCCGACACCGACACCGAUCGCCUACCUGCCCGCGGCCCGCCCAGCCCUCCCGCCCGUCGCCGCCCGCCGCCCGCCUACCGCCGCCGCCGCUGGUGAACGCUCCGUGGCCUAGUGAACACGUGUCGCAGUACAGAACCACCGGGCUUGUCCUUCUCUCUCGCCGCCGCCGCCGCUGCCGCCCCUGGCAUGUAGCCAGCGUCACACCCUCGCCGGGGCCUCGCGAUCCCCGUGGCCGCAGCAGCACCGGGCCACCGAGGUCAGGAUAGAGAGGCGAAGGAGGCGAAGGUGAAGGAAUUCCCGGCAGGUGAAGAAAGUCAUCUCAUUAACCUCCUCCCCCAUGUUGUACCCCCCCAUGGCCGCCGCCGAGGACAGCCCCCCGCCCUUCCCCCCCAGGGUGGGUGAGGGUAUGGCGGCGGCGAGGGGGCAGGGGGACGGGGGGGAGCGACCUGCUUCCCCCCACAGACCCCCACCCGACGCCCUGCAGGAGAGACUGAGGGAGGGCGCGGAUGGCAGCAGACACACGCCGCAGCAGGAGCCCCACGCCCCUCCCCUGCCUCCCGGCCUGGCCCAGCGCCCCCCCCGCCACCCCAGUGCGGGUCACGGCCCCCUGCGGCACCCCAGCCCGGCUCAGCUAACUUUACGUCCCCCCAGUCAGGUCCACCGACCCCAUCGCCCCCCCAGCCCGAUUAAUCGCCCCCUUCGGCCCCCCAGCCCAGCUCAACGCCACCCUCGACCCCCAAGCCCGGUUCAUCGUCCACUUAACCCUCACAGCCCGGUUCAACGACCCCCUCACCCCUACAGCCCAGCCCAACGGCCCCCUCGCCCCCCCAGCCCGAUUAACCGCCCUCUUCGGCCCCCCAGCCCAGCUCAACGCCCCCCACACACACCCAGCCCGGUUCACCGACCUCCUUGCCCACCCAGCCCAGCUCAACGCCCCCCUUACUCCCAAAGCCCAAAUAAUCGCCCCCUUCGCGCCCCCAGCCCGGUUCAUCGCCCCCUCAGCCCAGUUGAACGCCCCCAUACACGCUCAUCCCAACUCAACGCCCCCAUCGCCCCCCCAGCCCGGUUCAUCGCCCCCUGAACCCCCACAGCCCAGCUCAUCGUCCCCCUCACACCUCCAGCCCAACUACCAGACUUCCUCGGCCCCCCAGCCCAGUCCGCCACCCCCUUAACUCACACAGUCCACCUCAACGUCCCCCUCAGCCCCCAGUCCAGCUCAACGCCCCCCUCGGCCCCCCAGCCCGGCUCAGUGCUCCCCCCGGCCUCCCAGUCCCGCGCGUCGCACCCCAGAAGGCAGCCCCAGACAGUCCCCGGCCGCCCCCCCCCCCGAGGCAGAGCGGCCCCCCAGCCCCGCCCCCCACACGCACACCCGCAGCCGGGCGCCCCUCGCUUUCUCCAUCGACAGGAUCAUGGAGCCCACGCCCAAGAGAGUCAAGGUGACGGAGGUAACGAAACCCACCUCCCCCCCCAACACACCUCUACGGCCCCUGGUGGCGCGGCGACCCCUGGACCCCAACGCCUUCCACGACCCCCACGCCGGGCUGAGGGACCUCCACGACCCUAGGCUGGCGGGGCUGCGGGCGCUGUACGACCACCACCACCACCAUCAGCACCACCACCAGCACCACCACCAGCAGGGGAGGGCCAAGGAGCUGCUUCACGACCCCCGCGCCAGGGACCUCCUCGCCCACUACCCCUUCCUCUACCACUACUACCAGGCUGGAGGUGUUUUUCCCUCCUCCAGCGCCUCCGACAGACUCUCCCCCCCCGCCCCCCCCACCUCUCAGCCGCCGCCGCCGCCGCCCCCCGCCACCGCCCACCUGAGCCCCGCGCCCGCCCACCGCCUCACGCCCCACGCCCUCUCCGCCUUCACGCGCCUCGACCUUCUGAAGGGGCGGACGCAGGCUCAGACGCAAACCUCCCCCGCGCCCUCCCUCGUGUAUACCUGUGCGACCACCAAAACCACCUCGGACUCCCCGGUACCACGCCCCUACGACCUGUCCAUGACUGGUCCCGCUGCCCUCUCAAGGACCACCACCACCACUGCCUCCACCACCACCACCACCUGCACCACCGCGCCCCCCUCACCCUCCACUUCCCCCUGCCCGCGAGUCGAUGAGGCCAAGUCGUCCAGGUCACCCCCCACGUCCCCCCUCCCCCAGCACCCCUCUCAUGUGGUUGUGGGGGUGGGGAGGCCUGGGGAGGGGAUGGGGAGGGCGGGGGCGAUUACUACCACAAUCACCACCACCCGCUCACCACCACCACCACCACUACUAUCUGGAGCCAAGCCUCUAAGCGUCACAUCACCUACCACACCCAUGCCAGGAGGAGGAAGAGGAGGAGGAGGUGCACCCAUAUCCACACCAGUAAGCACCCCCGCCCUAAACACCCCUUCAGCGCCCCCUACAGGCAGCAACCUCGCCAGUAUCGCCACCAACACGUCAGGGGUGGUGGUGGCGGAGGUGGUGGGGGGCGCGAAGAAGGCCGUGGGGGUGGUGGGCGGGGGCAGCGUGGGCGGGGUGGGGAAGGCGCAGAAGACGUUUACCUGCCCUGAGUGUGGGAAGAUCUUCAACGCGCACUACAACCUGACGAGGCACAUGCCGGUACAUACAGGUGCCCGGCCCUUCGUGUGCAAGGUGUGCGGCAAGGGGUUCCGCCAGGCGUCCACGCUCUGCCGCCACAAGAUCAUCCACACCUCGGAGAAGCCGCACAAGUGUCAGACGUGCGGCAAGUGCUUCAACAGGUCGUCGACGCUCAACACGCACGUCCGCAUCCACCAGGGCUACAAGCCGUACGUGUGUGAGUUCUGCGGCAAAGGCUUCCACCAGAAGGGUAACUACAAGAACCACAAGCUGACCCACUCGGGCGAGAAGGCGUACAAGUGCCACGUGUGCAACAAGGCCUUCCACCAGGUGUACAACCUCACCUUCCACAUGCACACCCACAACGACAAGAAGCCCUUCCAGUGCUCCAUCUGCGGCAAGGGAUUCUGCCGCAACUUUGACCUCAAGAAGCACAUGCGCAAACUGCACGACGCCAACUCCUACUCGUCCUCGUCGCCCUCGGUGUCGCCCGUGGCCGAGGGCGGCGUGCACGCGGGCUCCUCGGCCACGGCGCUGCAGCGCCAGUUCUCAGUGCUGCCCUCACUGGUGGGCGGCGCUGCCUCGCUGCCCACAAGCAUGGCCGCCCUCACCUCGCUCUCGCACGCCCCGCCCACCAUGCCGCCGCCCCUGCCCGCCCACUUCAUGAACCCCUUCCUCAUCGCGCCGCCCUCGUUGCCCGCCGCCUCGGCCGCGCCCUACCUGCACAAGAUCCCCUCCCUGCUGGGCUGAUGGCUGCUCCUCGCCCACCUGGCCGCCGCCGCCUCCUGACGGGCGGCGCCCCGGCGGCCACGUCCCUCUCGUCAAGCCAAAGACUCUUCGUCCCGCAGCCAGGCGCACCCGCGGCCCCGCACACCCCGGUCCCUCAGCCUCUAGUCCCUUCGGCGCCGCUGCUCCGGGGCUGCCAGGUUCUACAGUCCCAUGUGCACCCUCGGAGCGCCUCCCGCAGCGCCCCGCCAGCCUCACCUCGUGUGUCCCUCGUGUGACCCUUGUCCCGUCACGCCGCCUCGCCCCGCCCGAAGGCCCCCUGAUUCGGACCCCCUGCCGCCAUCGCCGCCGCCGAUGAGCCUCAGGAGCCAGACGCCCCGAGGCUGCGCGGGCGGCGGGGAGGAGCAGCAGGCGGUAGGCGGGGCGCCUCGCUGCGUGGGUGCCGGGCGGGGGGCGGGGGGCCGUAGCUGUCUCCGCCGUAGCGUCAGGUUGUUAUGUCGUCAGCUGUUCCCUUGCCACGUCUAGUCAGCGCGUCGUCACGUGACCCUGUACAUACUGUGCAUAGACCGUGUGCGCCAUGUGUUAUAUACAUGGCGUGUGCAUAGACCCCGUGUGUACAUACUGCCAGUGUCCUACUGAGCCGAACACACACACACACACACACACACACACACACACACACACACGUCGUCCUCGUCGCCUCGUCAUGAGCGGGAGGGUCGUCAAGGAACAAACAGUGAGUGCCUAGUGUGGUCGUCGCCGCGGCACGACACACAACGCCGCGGCCAAUCCCUGUGAGGCACCGCCGUGACGUCACUAAUCCAAACACGCCGCGGCCACCAACCAGCGGCGAGGAUGACCAUCACCAACGACCCCCCAGCCAACCACGGCACGACACACACCCAGGACACGACACACACACACACACACACACACACACACACACACACACACACACACACAAUCCCACCGCCGGGCCAGAUUGCAAAAUAAAAAAGUGAUCACACCAUA
Messenger RNA from Eriocheir sinensis (Chinese mitten crab), 4872 nucleotides. Its product is annotated as zinc finger protein 628-like. Lineage: Eukaryota; Metazoa; Arthropoda; Malacostraca; Decapoda; Varunidae. The record is from RefSeq and is a predicted model, not a curated record. Bases 1963 to 3885 code for a protein of 640 amino acids. Gene Ontology annotation, cellular component: nucleus. The transcript has 8 exons.